Molecule: messenger RNA, 1663 nt
Organism: Belonocnema kinseyi
Lineage: Eukaryota; Metazoa; Arthropoda; Insecta; Hymenoptera; Cynipidae
Exons: 2
Coding region: 14-1459 (481 amino acids)
Cellular component (GO): nucleus
Molecular function (GO): DNA binding
Source: RefSeq, a predicted model, not a curated record
GCAGCUGAACCAAAUGAGCUCUCUUUCACAGCCGCAGCAGCCAAAAUCAAAUGAGAUGGCUUCAGGAAAUCGGAAACCAUGGAAAGAAGAAGACAUGAGAAAAGCAAUAGAAAUGGUAAGACAAAAUAAAAUAAGUAUCGCAAGAGCUGCACGUAAAUUCAUGUUACCGCGCUCAACACUCCCGCGUUGGGCAAAUUCUAAACUCAAGACAGAAAAAGCAGCAGCUAAUAAAAUAGGACGACCACCAAUUCUGGGAUUCGAUUUGGAAAAGAAAUUGGUUGAAUAUGCCCUGAUGAUGAAAGAUAAAUUUUAUGGAAUAACAAGAGAGGAUUUGCGAAGAAUGGCAUAUGUCUUCGCCAAAAAACAGAAUAAGAAAGUUAGAUUCAAAUCAAAUAUGACAUUUGGCACACGUUGGGUAUACAAAUUUCUAGAAAGACACAAAAAUUUAGUCGAUUUUGUAUCACACGACAUACACUAUUUUUCAGGUUUAGAAUGUAGCGUAGAAUCUGUGACAGAUUUUUUUAACAACUUGAAUCGACUCUACAUCCAGCAUCAGUACCUGGCUGAUCGCAUAUUCAACGUGGAAGCAGCAAGUCUCCUAGUUUUACAAAAUAAAACGCCAGAAGUAUUUGUCUGUAAAGGUAAAAAACGAAUCGCAUCUUUAAUUCCAAAUGAUAGGAAAGGUCUGAUAACAAUGAUCUUCUCGAUGAGUGCCAGCGGAUUUUUCGUUCCUCCGAUGCUAAUUUUUCCUGAGCACACUAUGCAGGUGGAACUCAUGAAUGGAGCCCCACCUUGUUCGAUUGGUGUAGCUCAUCCUUCUGGCUGGGUUCAGCAUCAUCUUUUUACCCGAUGGUUUAUUCACUUUAUUGAGAAAGUAAAACCUACUCAAGAAUCACCUGUUGUUCUAAUUUUAGACGGUCAGCAGAGCUACACUCGAAAUCUUGAAAUCAUAAACAUGGCAGAAGAAAAUAACGUCGAAAUUGUAUCUGUCAUUCCUUCUCUUGGAUCUCAUAUGCAACCAAUAGUAGAAACUUUAAUCCAACCACUGAAAAACCUUUACGCUGCAGAAGUCGAAAAUUGGAGCCUAGAGAAUGAUCGACAUAUCGAACCUUUCGACCUUGCAGAAAUUUUUUCAAGAGCUUAUCUGCAGAUGAAGACUGGUGAAGUAGCAGUCAAUGGAUUUCGAUCUACUGGAAUUUACCCGCUGGACAAAGCUGUUCUUUUGGAUCGCUUUUCGUCUAGAACUAAGGAAAGGCUGAAAAAAUCGGUGACAAAGAAAGCACAUUUUGUUUUUGAAAAAUUAAAAUGCCUGAGUCCAAAUCCGAUUCCUGGACCUUCAAAACUCGUGGAAAUAAAAACAGAAACGCCGAUGCUGCCUAUGACCGAAGUAUGGUUAGAAGAUGGUCCAAAUUUUGAAUAUAACGAUCAAAGUUUUGUUUCGGAAAACACAAAUGACUGACUUUUCUGUAGUAGCAUUUUUGAUGAUGAUUCGGACGGAACAGUGAAAAAGGAAUUUGGAUGCGAUUACUGUACUGAAUAUAAAGUAAACCCUCAACAAAUUUAACAUUCUACGACUGAAUCUUAUUUGUUUUGAGUUUUUAUAAUUUUGCAUAUAUUUAUGACAAGAAUUAUUUUGUACGAAUUAGACAAAAAUUAUAAUUUA